Molecule: messenger RNA, 585 nt
Organism: Phycomyces blakesleeanus NRRL 1555(-)
Lineage: Eukaryota; Fungi; Mucoromycota; Mucoromycetes; Mucorales; Phycomycetaceae
Exons: 3
Coding region: 1-585 (194 amino acids)
Biological process (GO): protein targeting to ER
Cellular component (GO): endoplasmic reticulum; mitochondrion
Source: RefSeq, a predicted model, not a curated record
AUGCCCAACUGGAACAAGACUCUCAACCACCCACUAUUCAAUGUUGCUUUCUUUUUGGUAUCCCGUCAGAUUACUAAGCGUCUUGAUUUAGACAAUUAUAUUUGGUACUUGCGUGCCCUUUAUGUCACUGCUCAACUUGCCAUUCUCGGCAUGUCUUACUACCUUAUUACAGUUGUGAAGAAAAAGAAUGACAAGACUCUGUUGCGUUAUGUUGAACCUGCCAAACAAAACUGGGAUGGUACUGAUGCACCUGAACAACUGGUUAACAUUACAGUGAUGGAUUACGAUAUCGAGGAAAUCAAAAAGUCGAUUAAGCAAUCGUUGAUGGGAAUUGCUAUGAUCAUCGUAUUGCAUCUCAAAUUCAAUUAUGUCCAGCCUUUGAUUAUCCAGUCUAUUCUCGGCUUCAAGACAUUUUUGCUGACAAAGGAAGCUCGUAUUCACAUCUGGGGAGAACGUGCUACUACUGGUGAGCUCAAGCGUCCUUUCCGUGUUGUCUCUCCUUUCGGCUUGAACAAUGAGAAGAUGCAACCCAAGGUUGACCAGGGUUCUAUCAAGAAAGCCGAGAAGGCACGCAAGGCAGCAUAA